UACACCCCCUCCCUUCUAUUAACAGCCACAGCCCGCCGCCAUCAGUCGUCGUUCCUGCCCGACGCCGUCAACCCGAGCCUUAAUUAUUUUCACACGGCGCACGGCGUAGUCUCUUCCCCGUUCAGCGCCGCUUCCGCCGUCUUUAUCCAGGGCGAUGGAAGCCCGAUUCAAGCUAGUAACAGAUCUAAUCUGGGCUUAUUUGGCAAAGGCCCAAAUUUGUUUCAAAGAGUAUUUUGUUUCGGCCCGAUACGAAAUUUAGACAGCUCCGAGAUGCUUCUCUCUCUCUCUAACAUUUCUCUUCUUUGUCUCUCUCUGCACCUCCGCGUCUUUGAAUGAGAUUUUCCGAUCGGGUGAGUUAUUGUUUAGUUUCAAUCUCUUCUAUUGUUGUUCAUCAAGAAGACCAGUUUGGCGUAGCAUGGAAAAGCUUGUACGCAUUAUAGAAAGUGUAACGCAACACAUCAAUGCAUCAUCCAAUCUUCUCACCUAGAGAAGUGAUUCAUCGUCAUUAUGAAUCUCUGCGUACAUUCUAAAUACACUCUCUCUUAUAUUAAACAUCACAAAUCCAUAUGUAAAGGUUGAUCAGACUCAAUAUUGGUGUAUAUAGUACAACGGACAUUAUAUAUGCCUGUAAGGCCACAAGUUAUUUACACCUACAAAAGAAGGGGUACAAAGGGAAAUGAACAACUAACCGAAGAAGCAAAGGAAGAGAAUGUUGGAGAAAAAGGAUAGGGGGACCACAAGGCCGUUAUAAAGGACAACAGAGGUACAGGAGAAGAGCAGAGAAGAAUGUGGUGAAAGCUGUGUAGGCUUUUGAGAGGAGAGAAAUUCCCCAGCUCGCUCUAAGGUGCUGGGGAGUCCUUUUGUUUUCUUCUUUUAAGUUAGCAGCCGAGGAGGUUAGGGAAGAGUGUUGGUGUAUUUUGGGGAGUGUUUUUCUAGGGAGGUUGUUAAGUGUUCGAGAGAGACUUGAAGGAGAAGUUUAUAUAUAAAUAAAGAGCAUUCUGAUUGCCUUGUUCUUCAUUCCUCUAUUUUCUUUUUGUUUUCUUUCGUUUGGUUGGUUGUUUCUCAGUGCAGGGUAGCAAGAAGCUUACAAGUGGUAUCAGAGCCGCUUCAUCUUUGGGCGAACGCGUGCGAUGGCUUAGAAACAAAUAGAAGAAAGGAUGAAAAAAAACGAGAGGGGGGAAGUCUCUGAAAUGAAGGAAAUGUUGUUGGGGCUUUGCAAAAAUAUAGAGAAACUGAUAGAGGAAAUGAGGGAGAGUAAUGCUGCUCGGAAGGCUGAAGAGUCAGGCGCAUCUGAUGGUCGACGGAUGAAAAUGAAGGGGAAGGUUGAUGAGGCCGAUUCAACUCCCAGCAAUGGAGGAGGAGGAGCCAACAAGAGCAAGUACAAAAGGUUAGAAAUACCUAUUUUCGCAGGAGAAAACCCGGAAUCGUGGGUGUACAGGGCCGAACAUUACCUUGAAAUCCACGAGUUGUCCGAUCAAGAGAAGGUGAAGGUAGCGGUCAUUAGUUUUGGGCCGGAUGAAGUCGAUUGGUUCCGAUGGAGCCACAAUUGGAGACCCAUCAGUACUUGGGAGGAGCUGAAAAGAAGAAUGUUCGAGUAUUAUAGACCUACCGGAGAAGGGAGUUUAGGUGCGAGGUUGUUGAGGAUAAAGCAGGACAGUUCAUAUUCAGACUAUGUGAAGAAGUUCGUGACUUAUUCGACACCCCUACCCGAUUUGGUCGAAGAUGUUCUCAAGGAUGCUUUCAUAAAUGGGCUGGAACCAACAUUGAGGGCCGAGGUCAUUAGUAGAAAACCGAAUACAUUGGAGGAAGGUAUGCACAAAGCCUAGUUGGUGAGCAAUAGAAACAUGGCCCUGAAGUUGGCCUUAUCCGAUCUGGGGGUAGUUGGGCCUGGCAAAUAGGAAGCCCACAUGAAGGAGAGUCUGACGAUUGAAAGGAAGAGCGGGAAGAUCGUGGAAGCACAGGCGACCAAACGAAUCACAUUACUUAUGAAGAAUAACUUCAUAAAGAAGGAUCCACCCACGAAACGCCUCUCCGAUGGUGAGUUUCGAGAACGAUUGGACAAGGGACUCUACUUCAGGUGUAAUGAGAAAUAUGCACCGGGGCAUCGAUGUAAGACUAAGGAAAACCGCGAGUUGAUGCUAUUUAUCGCCAACGAAAGAGAAGAGGCAAUUGGAGAAGAGGAGGAAGGGGAAAAGUUAAGGGGAGAAGAAGAUCUUGAGACAGAAGAAACCGUAGAGAUAGCCUUGAGGUCAAUGUGCGGCCUAUCUGCCCGAGGUACGAUGAAGUUGAAAGGGAAGAUAAAGGGGAAAGAAGUAGUAGUGUUGAUUGACCGUGGAGCAACACAACUUCGUGCAUCAUAGAAUAGUGGAGGAGUUGGAGUUACUAAUGAAUAAGAAGAAUUUCUCAAUGGUGAUCGCAAUGGCGCGGCUAUACGAGGGGAAGGAGUAUGCAGAGCAACAGAAUUGAGGCUCCCCAACUUGAAUGUAAAGGCGGAUUUCUUAGCGAUCGAUUUGGGACAGAUGGAUGUGGUGUUAGGAAUGCCUUGAUUAUGCACAACUGGUUUUAUGGGGGUUCAUUGGCCAUCACUGACCAUGUCUUUCUUGGUAGGGGAAUCGCACGUCAUGUUGAAGGGUGAUCCGUCCUUGACCAAAGCAGAGGUUUCAUCUCAAUGUGCUAACAAAGUCAUGGGAGGAGGAAGACCAGGGAUUUCUGGUAGAAUUCCAGAACUAUGAAUUUGAUAGUGAGGGAGGAAACGAGGAGAAUGGCAU
Benincasa hispida (wax gourd) is the source of this 2768-nucleotide messenger RNA. The record is from RefSeq and is a predicted model, not a curated record. NCBI's taxonomy places the organism in Eukaryota, Viridiplantae, Streptophyta, Magnoliopsida, Cucurbitales, Cucurbitaceae.